This is a messenger RNA of Ruditapes philippinarum (Manila clam), 891 nucleotides long. RefSeq lists its product as uncharacterized. Lineage: Eukaryota; Metazoa; Mollusca; Bivalvia; Venerida; Veneridae. Bases 130 to 546 code for a protein of 138 amino acids. Gene Ontology annotation, molecular function: calcium ion binding. The transcript is spliced from 4 exons. The record is from RefSeq and is a predicted model, not a curated record.
CUUCCUUCUCCUUUCGUACAUAUAAACUAUAAAAGGAUAUGAUGCACAAACUUUCCUCGUACAUAAUUUGCGUGUGAAAAGCACACAGAAUCAUAGUGUAUAAAUAGGAUACCAUAUUCCGGUGUUAAAAUGGACGUUAAAAUUUUGUUACUUGCUUUCGUUCUUUUUUACGGUAUAUGGGAGGCAAGCUGCUGUGAUAAAAGUUGUUCUACAACUGGAGAGAAUAGUUCCUGUAAUAUGAGAAAGCGUAGAUCUGCAGAUCCCAGGAAUGUGACGAAAACAGAAAUUCUCAAAAGGAUUGGAACACAAUUUAGCAUAAUGCUUGAAGAUAAUCCAUGCGUAUUUGAAACCUACGACAUUGAUGGAGACGGACUUAUCCUUAGAGAGGAACUCGAAUCUAUAUUUGGUGUGAAAAAGGAAACGAGUGAUCUUUUCGCCUUCAUACACUCAAUAGAUGUUGACGGACCAAUAACCCUUGCCGAAUUCUGUGCCGCCAUUCCUCAUCUAGUAAGUGAGUGUUACGGCUGCUGUUACGACAUAAACUAAGUUGUUUUUUAGUCAAGUAAGAACAAUUAUAGCAUCAAACACUAAAGAUAAUAUUAAAAAGUGGGAACAGAGAACAAUGUUUUAACCAAGUUCAACGGAUAGUUCAAGACGUUUUAGUUUCCAUGCAUCCUGUUUAAAUAUUUUAGCGACAUAAUUUUAUUGAAAUCUAUACAAAAAUUGUUAUUUUUAUUUACAAAGUGACUGUGCAGCAAUUGUAAAUAUUUUCCAAUAUCAAAUUUAAGCAUAGUAUAUCUUUAGAUUCAUAUAUAUUUAUUAGUUUCAUAACCAUCAUUUAUUAUGUAUAGUAGAAACAUCGUAAUUGAUAAAUAAAUAACCAUAUAUACA